AUGACACGGACGCAGCCGCGUGCGGAGCCUCCGAGUCUGAGGCCUCGGGGUUGGCCCUCAAGAAGUCGGAACAACCCCUGUGCUCCCGGCCCCUCCUGGCCCAGUCUCUGUCCUCUCUUCUCACCCUCCACGAUGUGGGACCGGACCCCUGGGAUAGACAGGGAGCUUCCGGCCGAGCGCUCCCGGCAGGCGCAGAGUAAAACAAGAAGUAUUCUCCUAGCGCCGCGACUGACACUCACCGGCCCGAAACCUCGAAUGAAACCAGCAGCUCCGGGGGCGGCGGCAGCAGUGGCAGCAGGAACCGAACAUCCAAAAUGGCGGCUCCCUCGGCCUCACCACCGCUACUGCAGGCGGAGGGAUCUUAGGGGGAAUCUGAAUACUCUCCGGGACCUGGGUCGCCUCAGUCUUCCCCGAGGUUCCCAAGAGAAGGUUUCACAAAGUCAGUUCCCGAGGUCCAGGAAACGCGAGUCACUGAUGACUACGCUUCGGGGUUCUGUUUGGGAACCUCCAGAAUUGACUGGAGUAAGCGAUUGCAGGGUCCCUGUGGGGUCAGGGUGUGGAGGCUGGGCCCAGUCCUAUUCACGUGACCCGGCCCCAGGGGGAGUAGUUCGUUUUCCCACCAGAGGGGGCGCUGGGGGUGACUGGCGGGGAGCCAGCCCCCUCCCCUCCGGGGUACUCCUGGGCGUCGCUCUCCGACUCGGGGCUCUGACGCCAUCUUUCCGCGCCGGGGGCGGGGCGCGCUUGACGCCAUCUCCGGGCGCCCGGCUGGGGGGGCGCUGGGUGUGGGGCGGCUCCGGGGCCGGGGAUGGCGGCGGCCGCUAUUGCGGCGGCUCCGGGACCAGCGGGAGGAGCCCGGGGAGCGCCGUGAGAUGGGCCGAGGGAGCGAAAGAGGCCUCGCCUAAACCCCGGAUCGCUUCUCACCGGCCCGGCCCAGAGAGCUGCUUCAGGUUCCUACGCCCCUGCGGCUGUGUCCUGGCGGCCCGGGGUGUCCGAGUCCUCGGGGCGGGAAGGGGCCCCCAAACAAGGAAGCAGCGCCUGCGGGGCCUCGCCCUUACUCCUCUGCUUGAAAGGUCGACCCGCUUACUCUCUAAACGCAGAAUUCCCAAUUUCGGGCCUUACCACUUUGGGGGCAGUGAUUGGGGGAUCAAGGGAAGCCUUAGCCCUGUCUGUUCUAAGCUCCUUGCCCUCAGCGAAUUCGAGUCUGGGGCUGGAUUCAACCUCUUGAUUCUGGGCUGUGCUGGCAGCUCCGGCAGCUCUCCGGAAUGGUCCUCCUUUCCCGUUAGCUCCGUUAGGGCCACAGGCUGCGUCUUGCCCUGGAGAAAUCCUCAUUGA
Molecule: messenger RNA, 1332 nt
Organism: Rangifer tarandus platyrhynchus (Svalbard reindeer)
Lineage: Eukaryota; Metazoa; Chordata; Mammalia; Artiodactyla; Cervidae
Source: the annotation of a GenBank genome assembly